Oncorhynchus nerka (sockeye salmon) is the source of this 2747-nucleotide messenger RNA. It is a transcript of the gene hoxd11a, whose product is annotated as homeobox D11a. Gene Ontology annotation, molecular function: DNA-binding transcription factor activity, RNA polymerase II-specific; RNA polymerase II cis-regulatory region sequence-specific DNA binding. The record is from RefSeq and is a predicted model, not a curated record. The transcript has 2 exons. NCBI's taxonomy places the organism in Eukaryota, Metazoa, Chordata, Actinopteri, Salmoniformes, Salmonidae. Gene Ontology annotation, biological process: regulation of transcription by RNA polymerase II; anatomical structure development. Gene Ontology annotation, cellular component: nucleus. Bases 237 to 1088 code for a protein of 283 amino acids.
GAGUUGCUCUAGACAGUUCUUAAUGACUGAUAUUGAUAUAUGGUAAUUCCUUAACCGGAUCACAUGACACAAUUACCUCGAGAAUCGAUAAAGAUGAAUUGCACGUCAGCCUACGUUUCCGAUUUUUUCUCCCUCGCGGGUCCUUUCCACGCGCCUAUGGUGCAAUAGAUAGACAAAGUUUAACACACUCAAGCUGCCAAUUCUAUUUCGCUAUAGCAAAAGGGUGAAGGGGAGAGAUGGCGGAGUACGAUGAGCGUGGCAACUGUGCGUCAAAUAUGUAUUUACCGAGUUGUACAUAUUACGUUUCGGCGCCUGAUUUUUCUUCAGUCUCCUCGUUUUUACCCCAGACUACUUCGUGUCAAAUCAAUUUUCCUUAUUCUUCCAACAUAGCUCAAGUCCAACCUGUUCGAGAAGUGUCUUUCAGAGACUAUGGACUGGAUCACUCAAACAAAUGGCAUUACAGGGGCAAUUACGCUUCUUACUACUCAACGGACGAGAUAAUGCACCGAGACAUAAUCCAGUCGUCGAACAGGGCGGAAAUGAUAUUCAAAAAUGAUUCCUUGUACGGCCAUCACGGCGGUACGAGCUCGCCAUGCAAUUUCUUCACAAAUGUCGGCCGAAAUGGGGUUCUUCCACAAGGGUUCGAUCAGUUCUUAGAGACUGUUAACUCUGAGAAGCCCAACCCUGACGACUCAAAACAAAAGACACACUCCAGUCUCCCCGGAGAUGCUGCGUGUAAUAAACAGACUUCAGAUAGGCCUACAUCUGAGGAGUCUAUACGAGACCCAACUGAGGACAUAGACGAAGAUGAUUAUUCGAUAUCAAACUGCGCUGGGGACAAGAACAACGGCCCAAGUUCUUCAAAGUCCAGAAAAAAGAGAUGCCCCUACUCCAAAUACCAGAUCCGAGAACUUGAACGAGAAUUCUUUUUCAAUGUGUACAUAAACAAGGAGAAGCGGCUCCAGUUGUCAAGGAUGUUAAACCUGACAGAUCGACAGGUGAAGAUUUGGUUCCAGAACAGAAGAAUGAAAGAGAAAAAGCUCAACCGGGACCGGCUUCAGUAUUUCACUGGGAAUCCCUUAUUCUGAACUCUACGCAUUUGGAGUCAAUAGUUGCUAAAUGCUUCACAACAGAUCGAAUAAAGAGUUUUUUGGGGGACAUCUCAUAAUCUAUCAAAACAACAGAAGGUGAAACACCUCACAGCAUAGUGAACAUUGCAAACAGGCUGGAUCUAUCUAUGCAAGGCUCUUGGCAUCUGUCACAUAAAUACUUACCUCAAUGAACACAUGAAUCCUGUUAUUUAAAAUAAGAUUCAAUCCAGUGAAGAAAUCCUCCAGGAGACCUCGUCAUAAUGUCCAUUUGUAUAUCAUUAUACUAAUUAAUUAUAAUCUCUAGGCUAUGCAUAUCUUUUUUAUUUAUUUAAGUUUACAUGGUGGCGUUUGGUGGAUUCUAAAAUAUUGCAGUAAGCAACGCGUGCUUUGAGUAGAUUAAUCAGUCAGGUAGACUACAAUAAGUAAUUUAUAAUAGUAGAAUUAUGUAUGCAUUUAGUAGAAGCAUGUGAUGUAUAUUGUGGUUAUGUGAUAUCAAAAUAAAGUACACAUGGCAAAUGUAGUUAUGCGUUACCUCGUGUAAUUGCAAUCACAACGAACUCAUUUCGUAUAACUUUGGUCAGGAUCCACAUUUGGCAUAGAAAAACAGUUAUGCAUAAUUUCAUACAAUUCAACAAGGUUUUUCAGACUCUACUAUAGGGAUGCUCUUGUCAAAGCAAUCUGAUGUAUUUGUAAAUGACCUAUUGCUCUGGCACUAGUAGUUAUAUCAGUAGGCCACAGGACUAUACAGUGCAUUUCCUGUUAUUAUAGCCAAGCAGCGCCUCUUACUUGCUUCAACUUCAAAGUUUAGACUAGACCUUUUAUUCCCUUUAUUUUGUCUUACACUUAGGCGGUUUUCUAAACCUUGAACCGUCUAGACAGUAUACUAAAAAGUAGCUGUAAAUGUCUAAAUUGGGGGCUAUUGGACCCUCUGGCCACUCCAAAUGCGGCCCUACCCCAAAAUAGUCUAGAAGAAUGCAGUAGGCUACUGUUUACUUGUCAGGUUAUUGAAUUUAAAGGAACGCAAAAUGUACACGAUCAAAACGAUCUAUUACUUUAUAUAAGCAUUUAUAGUAUAUAUAUUUUUUAUUUUUCAUAUUUAACAUACAAGCGAAGAAAACCCAAACCCUAUGAUUUGAUUUGGCAGCUUUAAAAAAGUGGCGUAUUUAGUAUAAUUGUUUUAAUUAUUUGUAUCAAAUAGCCUAUUGUUAAUUGAAUUAAUAAAUGUUCUUCCCUGCCUUUGAAUUUCCCGUAUAACUUCAAUGUCGUCACCUAUCACUUAUUUAUUAAUAACUAGGCUAUUGGCGCCUUUUGGCUGAUGUCUUGAAAAACGACGCCUCCUGAAUGAUAUCUGCAUUGCAGUAGGAUUCCAAUAUGGCUGCGAAGCAGUGAGUUUUCCUGUAUGAAAAGUAAGCAGAUUCAGGGAUACAGUUUCUUGUUUGAAGUUGAUAACUGUCUUCUACAUACUAACCAAUUAAGAUGUUGCAUUACAUUUAGCCUAAUGCAAUAUUCAUGAAAUCAUCCGCAAUCUUCUGAUGUGGUAGCAUUACGCACGACUUCUUACAGUCUUACAAGAGUAUAAUAUAGUUUAGCUUAAGUAACAACACUGAAACCAAAAAUAUGUGUCAUAAUCAAAGGUUUAAUUCGAAUCCACGGAUA